Molecule: messenger RNA, 6826 nt
Organism: Haliotis rubra (blacklip abalone)
Lineage: Eukaryota; Metazoa; Mollusca; Gastropoda; Lepetellida; Haliotidae
Product: ubiquitin carboxyl-terminal hydrolase 47-like
Biological process (GO): protein deubiquitination
Cellular component (GO): cytosol; nucleus
Molecular function (GO): cysteine-type endopeptidase activity; cysteine-type deubiquitinase activity
Source: RefSeq, a predicted model, not a curated record
GGUUUGAAGUUUGUGUCAUUUCCCUACCUCCCUAACGCUACAGUUGAAAGGUUUGACUUUGAUUAUGCAACAAUGCACCGCAUCAAACUCAAUGACAGGAUGACAUUUGCAGAGGUGUUGAACCUUAAACGGUUUGUGACCCCAGAGUCUCCCACCAAAGGAGCAGAAGGUAUAGGCGAGGGGUAUCGAGGUGGGAGAAGCGGGCUGUCAGGGGCUUCCUCCAGCAGCGACACAUCUAGCCUCAGCAGUGAAGCUGCUACCAAUGACAAAGAAUGCCAAAGGAAUCAGUGUGGCCCAUAUGAGUAUGAGUUGUUUUCGAUAAUGAUUCACUCCGGGAGUGCCGCGAGGAGGCCACUAUUAAGCCUUAUAUCAAGUAAGUCUUUCAAGGAUGGUCAGUGGUAUAGUUUCAAUGAUCAGCAAGUCACAAGGAUAACAUAUGAUGAUAUCCGGAAGACCUAUGGAGGUUCAAGUCUGGGGAGGGGCUUCUAUUCCUCUGCUUAUGCAAGCUCUACAAAUGCCUACAUGCUCAUGUACAGACAGAUUGACAAGCUCAGAAAUGCGUGCAUGGUGCCAGAUGAAUUCCCACAACACCUGAAGAUGGCGCUGCAGAAACAACAGGAGCAGGAAGAGGCAGAGAGAAAACAGAGGGAGAUAGACAAGUCUACCUGCAAGGUGAGGGCUGUACUGUUUCCACCAAGCAAUAAGAAGAAGAUGGAGUCCAAGUUUGAAGUUCAUAAGGACAAGACACUGAAACAAGCCAUGGAAAUGGCAUUUUACAAGAUUAGAUACUGCAUGAGCGAUGCAUCCGACUCACUGGAGAAGUCAUUUGAUGGAGAGGAGGACAGCCCCAUGGGCUGGUCUGCUGGGAGGGUCAAGUCCUGCUACAACUUGGAAAUCCUGCUGGUAAGCUGUCCUGACCAGAAAGUUCAAGAGCACAAGCCAAGGAGAGAUGGAGUAUUGUGCUGGUGUGACAGUGAAGGUGUGACAGUGAAGGUGUAUGUUGUGGACACCAAGAAGGAGAGAUCCACUCUCCCGGUCAGUGUCUUGGCCUACUACCAUGUCCAAACGGUCAGCGAAGUUCAAGAACCUCGUCACACACAGACAUUGGAACUUGAGUCCACGGAGAUGACAUGUGUCUUGGAAAGAUUCCACAAUGACCUUAGACCUCUUACAGUGCCAAACAAAACGCUUAAAAGCGAAGGCUUUUUCAAAAGUAAUAAGGUGUACGUCCAAUACCCAAUGGAUGGCGAAGAUGUGUACACCCCAUUCCUCAAGACCAAAUUCUACCAGCUCGUCACCAUCCCCACACCAGAGGAUGUGAAAGACUACGUCAAAUCUAGCCAGCAGAGUCUCCUGCGUCGACAGCAGCUCACUCUACAGGACGAGCCCUCCUCCAUGUGCAAUGAUGCCACAAGUGACUCCCCUGAUAUCGAUGAGGGGAUCAGUGACCCUGUGGAUGGAAUAGAUCAUAAAAUGCGGGCCAUGGCUAUCCAUGGUUGCCAUAGUGACCCUUCUGUGUAUCAUAGUUGCCAAGACAACAGUGACAUCUCUCCUCAGGAGUCUGGGUCUGAGGGUCGCAGUAGCAGUCCCGUAGGACCCAGCACAAGUAGUCAGGAAACGAGUACAAGUGCGGAGUUUAGUCUCACCACGAAUUACACCAACAAUGGACGGUCAGUCCACGUGUCACCAAAUGGCGACUCAGGUGACAAAGAUAGUGACUUCAAGCCUGAGGAGAACUGGGACCUGGAGAUAGGGGACACAGCAGACAGUGUGUGUUCAAGUUUAACCGUGUUUGUUGACAAGAGGAUCACUCUUGGUGCAUUCAAGAAGGAGCUAGAGCCUUACGUUGGUACGGUGAUGGAGAACUUCAAGGUGUACCGUGUUUACUCCAACAAUCAGGAGUUCGAGAGUAUCCGGCUCACUGACACACUCUCUUUCUUGGAGGAUGGAAAGCUGAAUAUCAAACUUGGCCGUGCCCUCCGUCCCGGGGAACACAGGGUAAAGGUGUAUCUCCUUGCAGUGAAUGAAUCAGAGCCAUGUAAGUUCCUGGUGGAGACAAUUCUAGCCAAGGGGAUGACAGUGCUGGAGUCGAAGAAGCUAAUUCUCCCCGAGAUCAAGGAACAGUGUGACAUGGAGAUCCCUCUAGACAGGUGUCGAUUACGGAAGAAAACAUGGAAGAAUCCUGGCACGGUCUAUAUCGAUUCUCAAAUCUAUGAAGAUGAAAUUGCCAUUUUCCCCAACUGGGAGGUGUACCUAGAAAUCCUGCAUGGUCCUGAGCUGAUGACGUCCAUGUCGCAGCUUGCCCUCUACAUCAGGCGAUGGCAUCCAUCAACGUAUGAAAUUGAUCCAUUCCAAGAAAUAGUUCUCAACCAGCAGACAGUGGAUGAACUCAAACUUAGGAUAUCUGAGAAGAGUCUUAUCCCAGUGGAAAAUGUGGACUUUGCCAAGGGCAAGGGCACGUUCCCAUGUGAGACGUCGGUACUGGAGAUCCAACAAGAUCUCGACUGGAACACUCAGGUCUCUACCCUCAAUGUGUGGCCGCUCUAUAUCUGUGAUGAUGGACAUGUGAUAUUUUACAGGGAUAAGGCUGAAGAAAUAAUGGAGCUCUCUGAAGAAAAGAAGAAGGAAAUUCAGCAGAAAGAAAAUAUCAGAAUAUCUCGCUCCAGUCAGAGGCUGACUUACUCACCUCGUAAAGAGAAAGCUCUGAAGAUCUACACAGGAGAAGAUAACCCUCCUUCAAGCAGCAAGUCCUCGCCAGAUCUGGACUGAUUGUGUCCCCUUGAUUCUCAGUACUGGUUCCCGUAAUCGACCAUUUGUGCCCUCCGUGUGUGUGGAUGUUAUGUCUCCCUGUGGAAAGUCUCUGUUGUCCCCAGUAAACCAACAGUGGUCAGAAGUGCUCUGUCAUCUGCAGGAGGACAUUUUUAACUGUACAACCAAAAGCAUGAUGGCAUGACAUAGUUACAAUAAUUCAUAGAAUUCAUCCAAAAUGUGUGAGUUUUCCACACAUUGUUCAUUUGGUGAUUUUAAUAAUGGUAAAUUGUGUUACUUAACUCCCUGGCUCAACUAAGGAUCUGGAGAAGUUUCUGCUGCAGUGCCCUUCUUCAUGGAGUGCUGAUAUAUCAAUCAAGCUUUAAAGUUAGUAAAGAACCAAAUGUUCUUCCUAUUUGUUCUUUCAAGCUUGAAAUCAUUUGUUGGCUUGGCUGUAUUUCACUCUCUGUUGCUUACCUGGGGGUCCGAAGCUGACGAGCCAGCAUGAGACUGGAUGCCACUGGCUGGAUGCUACAGGUGUGUGAGGACAGACGUCACUGUAUACAAGUCAAUACUGAAGCAUCGUCAGAUGGCUGUGCUACAACAGGCCAAUUCUGUGUGAUCUAAUACACCUACUGUUAAAUUGUUGGUAGAAAUAUUGCAACAAAUUGUCCUUAUAAAAAGAGAACUAGUAACCCUCGUGGAGGAAGAUUUGAACCAAAGUUGAUGGCCGACAGCCCUCGGAUAAGACAAAGAUUAUUCAGUCAUAGGCAUGUGUAGUGGAGAUUGUAGGCAAUUGUGAGGUGACGCCAGUCACAUGUACAGAAGUCUGCAAGCUUUGUUGACAGCUAGUUGUUAGGGAAGCAGUAUACCUGCUACAAUUGACUUCCUUCCAGAUUGGAGGUCAGGUUGUGGAGAAGUCUUCUGUCCAUGUUGUCAGGGAAAGCAGUAUUUCUACUGAUUGUUGUCUAGACAAUCACUUUGUGGUGAAGUCUCCUUCCGCGUUGUCAAUCAAUACAUCGUCAGGGAAUCGGUAUUGAAGCUGCCAGGUACUUGGUGAAGAAGUCCUGUAUUUGUUGUCAGGGAAGUAGUAUAUAUGUGUGGUGAUGGAAGCCAGGUAUGUGUGGAGAAGUCUUCCCCAUGUGUUGUCGGUUGUCAGGGAAGCAGUGUCUCUGCAGAUGUCCGAACAUAUGUGUAAUAAAAGGGCAUUUGAGCUCUGAGAGACAUUUGUUAAAUCAAACAGAAACUUGCAAACAUUUGGAUAAUGUUGUCAUUGUCAGAUUCAGACAUGAAACACUGCUCUUAACUUUGAGAUGAAAUUGUUCAUUAGAUGUGUGGGAGUACCUGCCCCUUGCAGAGACUACAGCACUAGGACUAUUAUGACUUGUAUACUUUAACACUGGCUUAUAGUAGCAGUAGUGCUUUGACUACAGUGUGCAUGCAAACCCUGGACAUGACACUGGACAUAUUCUGGCUCUGCUUCCACAAAAACAAUACAGCAACAGCAACUUGAAUAACAGCUACUGCUUGUACUGUAUCUAUUGCUGCUGCCGCCAUGACAGUGAUGAUGUCCACACACACAGGGUAAAGACCAGGGUUCCGCCCUGAAGGUGGCAGCAGUGAAUGUAGCUUGUCGUUUCUACCCUGGUGCAACUAUUCACAGAUCUCAUGUGUGUCCAAUAUAACCACAUCUAGCACAUAGCUAGGUCUUUUCUCAACCUAGAAAUGUCUCUUUGUUAAUAGCUGCUAUGUCCAUAAUCAUAAGGAGAAACUGUGAUGAUGAUGAUGAUGAUGAUGAUGAUGAUGAUGAUGAUGAUGUAGGCUGGAGAGGGACAUCCAUUUUUUAUGACAGUUGUCACGUAAUAUACGCAUGUAAGGAAUUAGCAGAUCCUGAUUUUGCAUAUGACCAUUACAAUGGCAUUUGGAGGUGUUCUUUAAAAGCCAUGUUGCAAAAGUUCAUCAAGGAAUAUUUACAAAUCUGUGUGAUUUUUAACUAACAGUAGUGUUAACUGAAUUCAUUAGAACACAAGUAUUUUCAUCAUAACGUGAUGAGGCAGAGAUCAGUAUGCGUUAUCAAGAUGACAGUGUGUUUGCUCAAUUCUCAACUUCUACUUACUAACCACCAGAAACAUUAGGACUUCAUUCAGAAUCCAUAGGCCAUCCCUCCAUAUAAUGGGGCUGCACACUUGCUCGUUUGUAUUUAAAAUAUUGUGACUUUGAAGAUAAAACAAAAAGGAUAGGGAAUCCCUGUCCAGCCAUUGGCUUGAUGGAAUCAAGGUAGUAUGUGAUAUGUGUCCAAUGUGUACAGUUGAUGUGUAUAACCUGUGUGUACACCAGGACAGGGAGACAGGCUUGAGGGCAAGACACGCGGUCUGUACAUGUCUCCGUGGGUCUGUGUGUACAGUUGAUGUGUAUAACCUGUGUGUACACCAGGACAGGGAGACAGGCUUGAGGGCAAGACACCCGGUCUGUACAUGCCUCCGUGGGGUUCUCCCUAUGUUCUGGGCACAAACUGGUUCAAGUGUCCACAAUGUUUUGGACACUAUUUGGUUCAAGGGUUCACAAUUCCAGUUGAUUAAAUCAAAUAUUUUGUGAGAUAUAUGUAUGUGGGAUUUGUUGUAUGUACAUACUGAGAUAUGGCCUCGGAGUGUGACUGCAGGUAGGGAUAUUUGAUAUUGAUGCUGUUGUGGUACUUUCUAAAGGAAUUGUAUUGUAUUCGUAAGACUUCUCACAGAGGAAACAAACAAGCAGGAUUUUGACCCAGGUAAUAAAUUGUGUUGAUUUUCUGAAGAGACCAUGAAUGCACAGUAUUUUAUGUUGUUCAGUUUUAUGAAAAUCCACCCACUGUCUAAAGCCGAUCAACACAUAUGUAAGUAAAACUGAAGGAAUGACUGAUAUUGUCUAGGCCAGACACAGUUUUGUUCUUGUUGUACACGCAUAACUUUUGAAAACAAUAAGAAAAUAUAGUUAACAAAGAUGAUAUAUUUGAUUGAAAUUAUACUGUAUUUGCAUACUUUGUUUCUUUCUGUAUACAUUGUAUUUGCUGUAUUAAGCAAUCCCAGACCAUGUCUAUGAGUGCACCGUACAAAGACCCUAAUUUCACAGGAGGUCUGUACUUCAUAAUGUGUAUUACAAAUAGUUUUGCAGAAAACAUUAGGGGUAUAUCAUUUAUACGUUUACAUUAUAUCUGUCAAAAAGGCUUUAGUAGCGUUGACCUAAGCUCAUUUUCUACCUCCUGACAUCAGAUUAAUAUCCAAGUGGUUUCAAUUAUGAUAGAGUAUGAUGCAUCUUUUGUCAUUUUGACCAAGGAAAUCUUUAAAACAAGAUUAUGAAUUGGUCUGGCCUUAAAGGAAGCUUUGAAAUGAAACAGUCCCUUGAAGAAUGACUUACCGAUCUAUACUAUAUUGGUUUUCCCAAGCUGUGUAACUAUUGAGGGAAGUGUUCAUGGAGUGUAGCUUGCUUCAUAUCAUACACAGCUGUUUAUACCAGGGAUGUAUGUGAUUGUGUAUCUUGCAUCAGGCAGAAACCUGUCCCAAUCACAAACUCACCAACAUUAAGUUUUCAAGCACUAAUUGAUUUCAUUGAAUGAGUUAUCUUUUGUUUUGGACUUUUCUAGAUGCCAAUAAUUUGAUGCUGAUUUUGGACACCAAUAUUUAACUUAGACAAGUUGUGCAUGGAACACAAUAUUGCUGUAAGUGUUUCACUGUCAAUUGUGUGGGUUUGUGUACUUGUCAAACAGGGCUUUCAGCAAAGGGACAUAACUGCUGAUGUUUUGAUAAUCCUAGUCUGAAAUAAGCUUGAACCCAUUUUUCAGUGCAUGUUACAUAUUUUUGUGAAAAGAGUAUUUGGUAGUGUGAAAUACCAUAUUGUUUAUAAAUUAUGUUACCUUGUCAACAAGAGUGCUAUAACAAGUCGGUCGUCAUGGUUGCAAUAUGUUCUUGGUUUAUGCGUGGAUGUUCAUGACACUACAAACAUUGUUGUAGACGAUGUUUCCAUAGUGAGCUUUUCAAUUAACCAUUUCCUCUGUUUAAGGUAGUUUGUAAACACACUACAGAGAUAUGAAGUUUAAUUUGUUGAA